Silurus meridionalis is the source of this 2251-nucleotide messenger RNA. RefSeq names its product E74-like factor 2a (ets domain transcription factor) (gene elf2a). The transcript is spliced from 9 exons. Gene Ontology annotation, cellular component: nucleus. NCBI's taxonomy places the organism in Eukaryota, Metazoa, Chordata, Actinopteri, Siluriformes, Siluridae. Gene Ontology annotation, molecular function: sequence-specific DNA binding; DNA-binding transcription factor activity, RNA polymerase II-specific. Gene Ontology annotation, biological process: regulation of transcription by RNA polymerase II; cell differentiation. The coding region runs from base 418 to 1884 and encodes 488 amino acids. The record is from RefSeq and is a predicted model, not a curated record.
CUUCUGUUCACUUGAGUCCUGCAGAAACGCCAGAAAGACCCAGAGAGAGGACCAGAGAGUAAAUCAAUAAAUAAGUGAAUUUAACACACGGUUAUAAAAAAAGUCUAAAUAAAAAAGCCGUGUUGAAGGAUCUCCGCAGGGUUCCGCAGUAGACGUCGGUGUAACAAAAAACUUUUGUCAACAGUAGUGCUAGUGGUGAGCUUCUGCCGCCGCCGGCUGCGCUGUUAGCCCGGCUAGCUGUUUGUUUACGUCGCAGGGCUCGAGGGGGGGCAGAGAGAGAGAGAGACCAGCCCGCCGGCUUAGCGUUGACGUUUUCCCCGGAUUUUACCCUGAAGAUCCGAAAUUAGACCCAGGAACGAGGUUCGCUGGCUAAGCGGCGCCGACCUACAGGACUGCGCGGUACAGAGGGAAUGAGUCAUGACCUCGGUGGUGGUAAUAGACGGUGGAGGGAACGUUCUGGAGUAUGUCACCGGGGACGAGGAGGCGCAGCAGGAGGUGUGCUGUGAAGACACUGUGAUCCACGAGGACGAGGUCGAGUGUCCCGCGGUGAUCGUGGAGCAGGUGAACAGUGCCGAAGUGGAGCAAUGCUACGCCGCUCAGGUGCUCGUCUGCGACGACGAGAACACCUACCUGAUGCAGGAGGUGGUGGAGGAGCAGGUGGUGGAGACCGAGGUGCAGGACUCGGAUAUAGUGGAGGUGUCGGUUAAUGACAAAACCAUCGAGGCGGCUGAGGCUCUGCUGCACAUGGACUCUCCAGCAAGCCUUCAAGGUGACCACAGCCCAGAGGAGUUCUUGUCAGAGAUGGAGGUGGAAGUGAGCACAGAGGACAUGGGACACGUUGUGGAGGAUUCCCACAGCACACUGCAGCAAACCAAUCUGCAGAAAAAGAAAAGAGGGCGGAAAUCCAAGCUGCCUCGGGGCUGCUGCGACGGCUCUCUGGAUCUCAUUUAUAAACGGAAAUCGAGGGAGAGCAAGGGUACCACCACGUACCUGUGGGAGUUUUUGUUGGAUCUCCUUCAGGAUAAAGAAACCUGCCCUAAGUACAUCAAAUGGACGGAGAAGGAGAAAGGCAUAUUUAAGCUGGUGGACUCCAAAGCUGUGUCCAAACUGUGGGGAAAACAUAAGAACAAACCGGACAUGAACUACGAGACUAUGGGACGAGCACUCAGGUAUUACUACCAGCGAGGAAUCCUUUCCAAGGUGGAAGGUCAGAGACUGGUGUACCAGUUUAAGGAGAUGCCCAAAGACAUCGUGUUCAUCGACGACGAGAUGGAGGACGGGAUGGAAAAGGGCAAAGUGCAGAGCUUCACGGCAGCCGACUGCACGAGCCCCAGGCGGAGAAAAGAGAGACUGUCUCCCAUUUCAUCCUCCACGUCUGUCAUCAGCAUCGCAUCAGGACCCGAAGGACUCAGGACUGUGCAAAAGAGUCCGGUCGCCACGACAACGGGCCCCAGGACGGUAAGGCUGGCCAUGCAGGUCCCUGUUGUCAUGACAACGCCCCAGGGUCAGAAGGUCUCCACGAUGACCCUGAACUCCCCCACGAGCAUGCUGGCUGGGGGCAGCAGCACGGGGAAAGUGGUGCUGCAGGCCGUGCCCACGCUUUUGCCCACGCAGGGUCAGAACGGAGAGCGGAUCACGCUGCAGCUCAUCACCAUCCCCACCACCGGGGGCCAGACCAAAGCGGGCACGCCCAUCACCCUGCGCACGCUCACGCCGCUCGCCGGGACGCAGGUCCUCCAGCUCGCCAUGCCUUCUUCCACGAACACCCCGACCACCAUCACGCUGCCCGGCGAGGCGGCGCUCAGCACGCAGGACAUCAAGAUCAUCAAGCUGGAUACUUUGGAGCAGAGCGCAUUCGGGGACCAGACAGUCACGCACAGCUGAGACGCCGUUCACGCGAGACCCGAUCCACGCCGAACGUAUUUAACUCCCACGAGUGCUCGCGAGGACUUCAGCAACCAAAGCAGCACUACGGCGAAACCUCCUCACGUCCACGUCCCAACACUACGACUGACUUCAGAAACGAAGCAGCUGAGACGUUUCCAGUCGCCUUUCAGAGCUUUCGCGAGGUGGCGCUAAAACGCUGGGACGCUUUGGACAAACAGCGAGGGGGACGAAAACUGUCCACCAGCAUCGACGAGCGUGGAAAAGACUCUGUACAUAACCCGAGUGCUCUCUGAAAUGUAAAGCAGCUUCUAAUUCUUCUUUUUUUUUCCUUCGACAUUGUAAAUAUAAAAUAUAAACUCUUUUA